Messenger RNA from Rhododendron vialii, 801 nucleotides. RefSeq lists its product as uncharacterized. The record is from RefSeq and is a predicted model, not a curated record. The transcript is spliced from 2 exons. The coding region runs from base 1 to 801 and encodes 266 amino acids. NCBI's taxonomy places the organism in Eukaryota, Viridiplantae, Streptophyta, Magnoliopsida, Ericales, Ericaceae. Gene Ontology annotation, molecular function: zinc ion binding; nucleic acid binding.
AUGAAAGUGAUUCUUGGAUCACAAGACUUGUGGGAGCUUGUUGAUACAUGCUUUACACAACCCCAAAGGGAUGCUUUGGCGGUGACGAAGAAGAAGGAUCAGAGAGCUCUUUCACUCAUCCACCAAUGUUUAGAUGAUGCUUUGUUGCAAAAGAUUGCCGAAGCAACAACUUCCCGGGAAGCAUGGAUGAUCCUUUCAAACUUCCCAUGGUACGGCGAUGAUUUGAAGGAUAAUCGCGUGGUAGAAAAAAUCCUUCGUUCCUUAGACAAGAAGUAUGACUACAUUGUUGUAGCCAUUGAAGAGUCGAAAGAUUUAAACACGUUGGCAGUUGACACACUCAUGGGAUCAUUGCAAGCCCAUGAAGAACGACUUAACAAAAAGAAGCAAGAGUCGUUGGGGCAAGUGCUACAAACAAAACUUUCCUUGAAGGAAAAAGAGGGAAGGCAAGAGCAAAGUCAAAGAGGUCGAGGUGGAGGAUGCGAUGGAUGUGGCUGUGGAGGAUGCGGUGGACGAGGCCGUGGUAGAGGAGAAAGCAAUUUCAGAAAUUCAUCCAAUAGGGAUGAAAGAGGUCAAAAUACAUUUCAUCCAAGAAGGCGCGGAAGAGGAAAUAAUUAUAGAUUUUCUGGAAGAAGGUAUGAUAAAUCUCAAGUUCAAUGUUACAAUUGCAAUCAAUAUGGUCACUAUGCAGCCGAGUGUCGAAAUGAAGUUUUUGAAGAGCAAGUGAACCUUGUUGAAGACAAACAUGAGAGGUGGAGCCGACUUUAUUGUUGGCAUACAAGAAAGAAGAAAAGGGAGACAUGA